AUGGAAGGGGCUGGUCCUGGACCUGAUGAGGCGCAAGGCCCAAUCGCCGACAACUUCGUCAUGGGCCAUGGUGAGGCAACGGAGGGGAAUCCCCUAAUCUUGCCGGCCUCACCAUGCUUACCGCCGCACCCCACCUCAGGCUUGGCCACUGAAGAAAAUCCCCCAAGGUCGCCGGCUGUUCUUGGCUCCCCAUGGACCUCUCCCCCACCGGAGUUCAGGUCUCUGAGUUCGCCUCCGGGUUUGGGCAAACGCUCUGCGAACCCGCUACAAGUCUACUCGCGUCGCCGCUCUCGCCCGCGCGGGGCUGCUCUUCCAGAGAGCUCCACGUUGGCGCCGACGAUAGAGCUGGAGGCCGAGGUCUCCGCCAAAUCUCCGUGUAUACCGGCGGGGGAUGUGGCAGCUCCGGCUCCGUCCCCAGCCGCGACGCCUUUGAACCACGACACCUUCAUCAGCAACCUCUCCCGUCGGACAGCAGGCCUGCUGCCAGUCCCCACCAUCAGCAAACGUCGCGCAAAAGCUCUGCCACCUGGUGAGACUCCACGGCGUAGUCGACGUCUUGCGGGGGCAGUGGCUGAGUUCCAACCGGUGGACUGGGCAAGGCGGUCGAAAAUGAAGGUUAUGCGCUCGCUGGAAAUCAUUAGUGAGCAGAAUGGUGUCUGUCAGCAGGCUGAAGAGGAGUAUUGUAAGCUUUUUGAAAACCCACUUCCUGACGUCCAUCUGAUUGGUUUGGCUGCCCUGUUCAACUGGUCCAUCCCCGAGUUCUGUGAGGAUGAUGAUCAAGUUGGUGAAGAUCUAGCCCUUGCCCGUGAAAUCCUCCAUCAGCUGGAGAUCACCCAGGACAGUCGCACCCUCUCACCAAGAGAAGACUGGCUGAAAAACAAUCUUAAGAAGCAUUGCCUUGCUCUUGCAUCCCUCAAGCGGACAAUUGCCCAUCUUUGCUCAAGAAUUGAUUGGGUACGUGAUGGGGACGCCAACACAAAGUUUUUCCAACUCCAUGCCCGUCACCGCAAGAGGAAGAACUUCAUAGGCAAGCUGGUUUCAGGUGACCAGAUCUACACCAAACAUGAAGACAAAGCAAGAUUGUUAGUUGAAUUCUAUGAGGGCUUGCUUGGGACAAGCCUGGACAGAGCGCGUACUAUCAACCUUGAUGCGCUUGGGAUCCUCUCCCAUGAUUUGGUUGAUCUUGAGCUCCCGUUUACUGAAGAAGAGAUGAUGCAUAUAUGGGAGCGUCGAGUUCAUGAUGGAAUAAGCGAUGUGUUUGAAGAUUGUGGAAAGGAAAGUCGCAUUGUCAUCACAACAAGGAAAACGGAUGUAGCUGCUCUUGCCACACCAGGUUACCAGCUCAACCUGAAUCCAUUAGACAUCAAGGAUGCACUCCAGCUCUUCUUUACAAAGGCUUUUCCCAACAAAACCCACUUUGAUUGGAUAUCAGAACUUCUUGAGUGUGCUAAUGAUAUGAUGAAGACUUCUGAGGGUCUUCCAUUGGAAAAGUGCCCACUAGAGCUUCAAGAGCUUGCUAAUCAUAUUGUUAGGAAAUGUGAGGACUCCUCAGUGGCAAAGUGUCCAUCUGAGCUUCAGGAUCUUGCUACUUAUACUGUAAACAAAUUUAAGGGCUUGUCACUAUCAGCAUUCCCAUCAGAGCUUCAGAAUCUAGCUACUCUUAUUGUAAAACAGUCUGAGGAUUUACCUCUGGUAAAGUGUCCAUCAGAGCUUCAGGAGAUUACUAUCGAUAUUGUAAAGAAAUGUAGGGGUUUGCCGCUGGCUAUUGUAUCAGUAGGCAGUAGGUUGUCUUCAAGGAAGCAAAUAGUGCCAGUUUGGAGGCAGAUGUGCAAUGAGCUUCCUUGUGAGCUGGAAAAAGAUGACCAGGUUCAACGAAUUAUAAAUCUUAGCUACUAUGACUUGCCAAGUGACCGUCGAAACUGCUUCGUAUACUGCAGCCUGUUUCCAGAAGAUUACCACUUCUCAAAGGAUGACCUUGUGCGACUGUGGGUUGCUGAAGGAUUUGUUGAAAAGAAAGGGGAUAGCACUCUUGAGGAGGUAGCAGAGGGCUAUCUUUCCGAGCUGAUCCACCGCAAUAUGCUGCAACUUGUGGAAAAUGAUGAGCUUGGAAGGGUGAAUACAUGCAAAAUGCAUGACAUUUUAAGAGAGUUGGCCCUUUGCAUCUCUAAAGCAGAAAUAUUUGGUACAGUAAAUGAUUUUGGUGCAAUGGUGCAGAUGGACACAGAUGUUCGUCGCAUAUCUUCAUAUGGAUGGAAGAAGACGAAAACGAAUAAAUCCAAGAUGAAAUUUCCGCACCUCCGAACUCUGAUGGCAAGUGAUACCAUUGUGGACUAUGUGCCAUCAAUACUAUCUGAAUCAAAGUACCUUACUGUCCUUGAGCUGCAGAACUCUGAUUUCCAGGAACUGCCUACAUCUAUAGGAAAUCUGUUUAAUCUGAAAUACAUUGGCCUAAGAAAUACAAGAAUAACAUCGCUGCCAGACUCCAUUAAGAAUCUCUGCAAUCUUCAAACUCUUGAUGUGAAAUCAACUAGCAUAAAAGCACUGUCACCUGGUAUAGUGAAGCUCACUAAGCUAAGGCACCUUCUUGCUGACAAAUUUGCUGAUAAGAACCAGUCAGAGUUUCGGUACUUCAUCGGAGUGGAAGCUCCGGAAGGGCUUUCGAACCUUGAAGAUUUACAGACUCUUGAGACUGUGCAAGCAAGCAUGGACUUGCCGGAGCAACUUGAUAUGCUUUUGCAUCUAAGAAGCCUGUGGAUAGAUAACAUCACUUCUGCGGUUCUGCCCACUGUGGAGGGCUUUUUGCUACCUUCUGAUGAAAAUGAGACACUUCUCUUGAAUCAUUUCAAUCCAACUUGCAUGAAGCUCCACAAGCUAAUUAACCAUGGCAGAUAUCUCAAGUAUCUUUCCCUAAGCAGAUGCCAUUUUGUAGGAGACCCGCUGGUGGUUCUAGCAUCUACUGUACCGAACAUCACGUAUCUGAGACUUAACAAUAUACCUAGUCCACCUACUUUGGACCUUCCGGAAGGAUCCUUCCCACACCUGAAGACACUUGUUUUGAAGAACAUGAAUGAUGUCAGCCUUCUGAAAAUUAGUAAUGGUGCACUUCCAGUCAUAGAAUGCCUAUAUAUCACAUCACUGCCAAAAUUGGAGACACUCCCUCGAGGCAUCAAAUCCCUGGGCUCCUUGAAAAAGCUCUGGCUGCUGGAUCUCCACAGUAACUUCAAGGCUCAAUGGGACAUGGCUGGAAUGCAGAAGGAUCUACAGCAUGUUCUGGAGAGACGUGCCUAA
Molecule: messenger RNA, 3288 nt
Organism: Miscanthus lutarioriparius
Lineage: Eukaryota; Viridiplantae; Streptophyta; Magnoliopsida; Poales; Poaceae
Source: the annotation of a GenBank genome assembly